This is a messenger RNA of Striga asiatica, 375 nucleotides long. The record is from the annotation of a GenBank genome assembly. Lineage: Eukaryota; Viridiplantae; Streptophyta; Magnoliopsida; Lamiales; Orobanchaceae.
AUGGAUUCAGACGGGAAUGGUGCUUCACGCAAGCUACUUUUAGAUGAAGUCCUUCAACUAUUGGAGAAUACAAAGGCGAGUUUAGAUGUUGCUCAUUCAAUCGCUUUGCAAAUUAGUGAUUCAACAGAGACAUUUAACGUGUAUGUGUCCGAUUCGAACAUUGAAGACGAUGCUCAUCAACAUUCUCGCUCCAAUCUCUUUACAAUUGGAACUAGUUUUUCAAAAGGUAAAAGUGCAACAAUGGUUGAAGAGAAGUCUGUUGUUGGUGAAGCAAUUUCUUGCCCCAAUGAUCAAGUUGUGAACGAGAUGCUGAAGAUUUUUGUGCCAGAUCUAUUUACCGAAAAGCUCCCGACCAACGGAGCAGAUUUGCUUUGA